GGCUCCUGAGAGAAGCGGGGCGGAGUCACGCCGCGUCGCGCGCUGAAGGUGACGUCACCCGUGCUCCCAGCAUCCUUUCUGUUGUAAGAUGGCGGCGCCUACCCACUUCCGGUAAAGCCGGUUGGAGGGGAAAUACUUUUUCGGUCGGCAUUAGUGAGAGGAAGAAGGGAACCAAAAACUGGAGUGCAGUAAGUGAGCGGCAGCGCUCGGAUCUGGAUCGCAGCCAUGGCCAAUGCCGUGAUCGCCAAGCGGGAUGGCCCCCAGUUCAUCAGUGAAGCCGCCGUCCGAGGGAACGCAGCCAUUUUGGAUUACUGCCGGACGUCAGUCUCUGCCCUCUCGGGAGCGACCGCUGGAAUCCUGGGCCUGACUGGCCUUCACGGCUUCAUCUUCUACUUCCUGGCCUCUGCCCUCCUCUCCAUCCUGCUGGUGCUGAAAGCCGGGCGGCGGUGGAGCAAGUACUUUAAAACCCGAAGGCCCCUUUUCACCGGAGGGCUGAUUGGGGGUCUCUUCACAUAUGUCCUCUUCUGGACUUUCCUCUAUGGCAUGGUACAUGUUUACUAGGGGAGGGCGGAAGAGGAGAAGCGCCGAGUUAGUACGGUUCUCGUGGAGUGACAGGACUUCGAGGGAAAUGGCCACCUUGUCUCCUGGGCCAGACGUCUGGGGCUGUUGAUCCGUUGCUUGUGCUGCUUAACCCUGCCAGUAACUUCUGUCGGGAAACAAGCCUGUAAAACCCUGCCAAUUAAACAAAAUGUGAAAUCCCUAA
Molecule: messenger RNA, 763 nt
Organism: Lacerta agilis (Sand lizard)
Lineage: Eukaryota; Metazoa; Chordata; Lepidosauria; Squamata; Lacertidae
Gene: EMC6
Product: ER membrane protein complex subunit 6
Exons: 2
Coding region: 226-561 (111 amino acids)
Biological process (GO): autophagosome assembly; protein folding in endoplasmic reticulum
Cellular component (GO): endoplasmic reticulum; EMC complex; membrane
Source: RefSeq, a predicted model, not a curated record